AAAGCAUCCGCCGGGCCCUGGGCCGGCCCCGCAUCCACCUGCUGCUGCGUGCCCGCCUGGAGACCAAGCCCCGGCGGCUGGAGGAGAGGAUCCUGGCCCUCACUGCCUGGCGCCUGCACCUCUUUGGCCCCACGGCACCGGCCAAGGCCGAGGGCUCCCUGAGCGUGCUGGAGAUCCGUUGCAUCAGCGCCACCAGCCCCACCCAGGUGCGCCUGGACACGGAGCGGGGUCCCCUGGCCCUGGCCCUUGCCACCCCUGCUGCUGCCGCCUGCCUGGCCCGGGAGCUGGGAGCUGCCCUGGGGCGGGCCCUGCCCUGUGCCCCCCCUGUAUGGACCCUGCCCCCGGCCCCGCCCCUCGACACCUCCCCCACGUCGGAGAGCUCCGCCUCCAGCGGCCCCAGCGUCUGCGGGGGCUUCUCGGACACGUAUGCGGCGCUGUGCGACUACAACGGACUGAGCUGCCGGGAGGAGGUGCAGUGGGAUGUGGACACGCUGUACCAUGCGGGGGAGCGACGAUGCUUCGACCUGCGGGACUUCAGCCACUUGGAGAGCCGGGAGCUGGCACUCGCGGUGGCGGCACUGGGCUACAACCGCUGGUUCCGGGGGCUCUGCUGCCGUGACCUACGCCUGAGCAGUGAGGUGCAGGCACAGGUGCUGCAUGCUGUGCGCCGCUCACCCGCGCUGGAGGAACUGAUCCUGGACAAUGUGGGGUUAAACACGGACUUUGCCUCCCGGUUGGCAACGGCGCUGGCAGCGCACCCGGACCCACCGCUGCGAUGCCUGGAGCUGCCCCGCGGACCCCUGGGGGACAAAGGACUGGCAGCGCUGAGUCAGCGCUUCUUGGGGCUGCCGGGGGGACUACGACGGCUACGCUUGCCCCACUGCAGCCUGGGGGCACGAGGAUUGGCAGCGCUGGGCCGAGCGCUGGGCACAAACCCCGCUUUCCGCAGUGCCCUACAACUGCUGGACCUGGGCCACAAUCCUGGGCUGCUGGGCAGCCCCCACGGCGCUGACCUCUUUGCCUUCCUGGCCCAACCCAACGCCCUCCUGCACCUUGACCUGGCUUCCACUGACUGCGCCCUUGAUGUGCUCUUCGGGGCGCUGCUGCACGGCUGUUGUUCACGGCUCAGCUACCUCAACGUGGCCGGGAACAGCUUCUGCCACCGGAAGACCCGCGAGGUCCCGCCCACCCUGCAGCAGUUCUUCUGCAGCACCUUUGCCCUGUCCCACAUCAGCCUGGCAGGCGUGCGGCUGCCCCCUGACGCUCUCAGGUCUCUCCUGCAGGGAUUGGCUGCCAACACCCACCUGAGCGACCUCCACCUGGACCUGAGUGGCUGUGAGCUCCGCUCGCCGGGAGCUCGUGUGUUGGAGGAGCUGCUGGGGGGCAUCAGUGCUGUGGGCAGCCUGGACCUCUCAGACAAUGGCUUUGAUGCCGAUUUGCUGACGCUUGUACCAGCCCUGGGGAGGAACAAGGCCCUGAAGCAUCUCUGGUUGGGCAAGAACUUCAGUGUCAAGGCACGAACACUGGAGGAGAUCCUGCACAAGCUGGUCCAGGUCAUCCAGGAGGACGACUGUUCUCUGUCAGUGGCUGAAUCGAGGCUGAAGGCCCGGACCUGUAUCCUGGUGAACGCGCUGGGCAGCAACGCAUGCUUGGCCAAAGUGGACCUCAGCGGUAACUUCAUGGAGGACAUGGGCGCCAAGAUGCUGGCCAAGGCCCUGCAGAUCAACAGCACCCUGCGGUGGGUGGGUGGUUUCACAGGGGGUUCAGGAGUGGUCCCUCCACCCCGGUGUCACCUGUGGUCCCAUGGCAGGAGCCUCAUCUGGGACAGGAACAACACAACAGCUGUGGGCUUCCAGGACAUCGCCAGGGCCAUGGAGAGCAACCACACAUUGACCUUCAUGGCCCUUCCCCUCUGCGACCUCACAGCCGCCUACCGUAGUGCCCCGGAGCGUACAGACACUGGUUGGCAGCAGACAUCUCGAUUUCCCUCCUCAAGAUCCAGUGGUGCCUCCUACGCAAUGGCCGCGGCCCCAAGGUACCACCAGAGCAGGUGCUGCGGCUGCAGCGGGGCAUUGUCACCAGCACGGCCGAGCAAUUGCCAGGGCGGUUGCCAGGGCUGUUGCCAAGGAGAUGUGCUGCAGAUGCUCUGCCGGCUGAGUGGACGAGUGCAGGCUGCGGCGCGGGGGCUGCGGGGGCACCCAGGAGCCCAGCGUGACCUUGCAGAGGCCCAGGAGCUGCUGCGGGAAGCCAGGAACGCCCGCGCGUUGUUCCCCAGCCUGGCAGCACUGGGACCGGCAGGGGCUGGGGCGGGGCCACUGCAGCUCCUCCUGCAGGGCGUCGCUGGGGAUGUGGCCAAAGCCGUGGACAAGGAGCUGGAGGUGCUGCUGGAGGCGCUGCUGGGUCGGGCCGCCGAGCUCUGCCCCCGGGCCACGGCGGCUGGGGUGUGGCCUGGGGGGGCGUGGCUCGGGGGGGCACCUCGGCCACGCCCCCCACUGCCCCCUGGCCUGGCCCCGGGGGCAUUGCUGGAGCGGGCAGGGGAGGAGAUCCGGGAGCAGCUGGGGGAGGUGCAGCUGGCGCUGGUGACAUCCCUGACCCAGGCGGUGGUGGCUGAGCUGCUGCGGGAGCUACGCCGUGUCCACCAAGCACUGGCCCAGCACCUGCAGGAUCCGAGGAGUCCCCAGGGGCAGGAGCCCUCCAACAGCACCGAUGAGGAGCUGGGCAUUGAUGUUAUGCAACCAAAGGGCUUUUGGGUUCUUCCCUUGGAGGACGCACCGACGCUGCAGCGGCACAGGCGCUGCUGCCGCCGCACCCGGCCCCCUUCUGCCUUCAUGGGCCAAUCCGAGGGCCUGGAGUCGCCAUCGCCCCCGAGGAGCUCUGAGGGGGAUGCCAAGCCCCACCCACUGCACUUCAGGGCCCCCGAGGCGCAGGCGGUGGGGGGCUCCCCCCAGGAGGAGGGGUUUGGCCGGCUGCCCCCCACGGUGCCUCCCUAUCCCCAGGAGCAUGGCUGCAGCCCAGGCUUGGAGGAAUCAGCCACUCCAGAAGCUGGCAGUCCUGGGGUGGAGUGGGCGGGGCUUCCUUCCCCACAGACCCCGCCCCCUCAGGCCCCGCCCAGGCUGGGGGCGUGGCCCCUACAGAGCUGCAGCAACGAGGGAGGGGGCGGGGCCAUCCCAGAGGCCCCGCCCACUGCCCCGACAGGUGAGGGCUUUCCGAGACGCUGGAAUAGCGGAAGGGGGUGGUGGGGAUCCCGAGUUGUACUGGGAUGCUGGAGGGGUUCGGGCGUGUUCCUGAAGCGCUGUGGGAUGCUGGAGGCCUCUCUCGCAGGGACCUCAGACAGGAGCCGCCAGCUGCCCCCCCCGAAGCCUCAGCGGAGGCAGCGAGCCCAUUCCUGUGACAAGGCGGACGCUGGGCCCGGGCCGGGAGGAGGCGGUGAGGCUGCUGAGGUGCUCUGAGGGGACACCUGCUCUCCUCACUGCUUGAACGGCCACUUCUCCCCACAGGCACCUGAGGGGUGGGCAGGACCCUACAACGGCCACUCACAGACGGGAAUAAACGUUUAUUGAAAAGGAA
Molecule: messenger RNA, 3567 nt
Organism: Numida meleagris (helmeted guineafowl)
Lineage: Eukaryota; Metazoa; Chordata; Aves; Galliformes; Numididae
Gene: CARMIL3
Product: capping protein regulator and myosin 1 linker 3
Biological process (GO): cell migration; regulation of Arp2/3 complex-mediated actin nucleation
Cellular component (GO): lamellipodium; plasma membrane
Source: RefSeq, a predicted model, not a curated record